Molecule: messenger RNA, 1161 nt
Organism: Heteronotia binoei (common prickly gecko)
Lineage: Eukaryota; Metazoa; Chordata; Lepidosauria; Squamata; Gekkonidae
Gene: EMC7
Product: ER membrane protein complex subunit 7
Exons: 5
Coding region: 8-886 (292 amino acids)
Cellular component (GO): EMC complex
Molecular function (GO): carbohydrate binding
Source: RefSeq, a predicted model, not a curated record
AAGACUGAUGUCCCUUGCCAUAGACACCCUCGUUUCCUUAUUCGUCAUAGGCCUGCGCGCUUUGCUUUGGCGCAUGCGUUUUACGUCAUGCUCGUGCGCCAUUAGAAAAGAGGGUCUUUUCCUGUUCUCCGUUGUUUCCCUCUCGGUGCCUCGCAGAGCGGCUAUAAUGGCUGCCGAGCCUCGCAGCCUCCCUCUAGCGCUGCUAGUCUUGUUGGCGUCCCAGCUCCUUCCCAGGUGUUGGGCUUUGGAGGUGGCCGGGAACGGGGAGGCUCUGGGAUCCGGGGAGCGGUUUAAGAUUGAGGGUCGCGCAGUGGUGCCAGGAGUGAAGCCCCAAGACUGGAUUGCGGGGGCUCGCGUGCUUGUGGACGGGGAGGAGCACGUCGGUUUCCUCAAGACAGAUGGAAGCUUUGUGGUUCAUGAUAUCCCUUCUGGAUCAUACGUGGUUGAAGUUAUAUCUCCAGCUUAUAAAUUUGAACCAGUACGAGUGGACAUCACAUCAAAAGGCAAAAUGAGAGCAAGAUAUGUAAAUUACAUCAAAACAUCAGAAGUUGUCAGACUGCCAUACCCACUUCAGAUGAAAUCUUCUGGACCCCCUUCUUACUUUAUAAAGAGAGAGUCUUGGGGAUGGACGGAUUUCUUAAUGAAUCCCAUGGUUAUGAUGAUGAUCCUUCCAUUGCUGAUCUUCGUAUUGCUGCCUAAAGUUGUCAACACAAGUGAUCCUGAUAUGCGGCGGGAAAUGGAGCAAUCGAUGAACAUGCUGAACUCUAACCAUGAGCUGCCUGAUGUAUCAGAGUUCAUGACAAGACUUUUCUCUUCAAAAUCUUCUAGCAAGUCUAGUGGUAGUAGCAGUAAAGCAGGGAAAAGUGGGGCAGGAAAAAGGAGGUAGUUGUUUCUUUCCCUCCACCCAGAACCACAAUUUGCACAGCUCUGUUAUGUGGUACCAUCUGUACAUUCUGUGGAAGAACAAAAAGCCACUACUGUAACCUUAAUCCAAUGUCAAAUUGGACAUGAUACAACUAUUGUGUGUGGUGUAGCUUUUUAACCUAUUUAUGUAUCUUGUUCUUUAAAUAUGCGAGGAUGUAGUUACAAUUCUGUAUCUAUAUGGUCUGUGCUGAUAAUGAAUGAACUUUAUAGAGAAUGACAUUAAAAAGUUUAAAUUAU